AUGGCUUUUGUGUUCAGAAGAUGGAGGGUUCUACUGCUGCUCAACGUGCUGGCCGUGGCCGGAUUCAUGACCUUCUGGGCCAGGUGCAACACGCGCGGCCCCCCGGAGGCUCCGGCCGGGGGGGGGGGGGCGGCGGCCCCGGGCCAACGGCACCGCGCCGGGGCCCGGAGUCAGCCACGAGAUCCUGCUGAAGAGGCUGAGCUCGCUGGAGGAUGUGGUGUACCGGCAGCUGAACGAGAUCUUGUGCAGGUUUCCUCUGAGAGGUUCUCUGACCGCUCUCCUCUCCGCAGAUGCAGGAAGGUCAGCUACCCCCGGGACCUCCCCCAGAUCUCCCUCAUCUUCAUCUUCGUCAACGAGGCCCUGUCGGUGAUCCUGCGCUCGGUCCACUCGGCGGUCAACCACACGCCGGCCCACCUGCUCAAAGAGGUCAUCCUGGUGGACGACAACAGCGACGACGAGCAGCUGAAAGCCCCCCUAGACGAGUACGUGAACAAGCGCUACCCUGGGUUGGUCAAGAUCGUGAGGAACCAGAAACGAGAGGGACUGAUCCGGGCCCGGAUCGAGGGCUGGAAGGCGGCCACCGCCGAGGUGACGGGGGCUGAACCGGUUCUGGCCAGAAUAAAGGAGGACCACAAAAGGAUCAUCCUGCCCUCCAUCGACAACAUCAAGCACGACACGUUCGAGGUGGAGCGCUACGAGAACUCGGGCCACGGCUACAACUGGGAGCUGUGGUGCAUGUACAUCAACCCCCCCAAGCAGUGGUGGGACGAGGGGGACAUGACUCCUGCCAUGAUUGGCUGCUCCUUCGUGGCCAACCGGGACUACUUUGGAGAGCUGGGCCUGCUGGACUCGGGGAUGGACGUCUACGGGGGGGAGAACAUCGAGCUGGGCAUCAGGGUGUGGCUGUGCGGGGGGAGCAUGGAGGUGCUGCCCUGCUCCAGGGUGGCUCACAUCGCCCGGCUGAAGAAGCCCUACCACAGCAACAUCGCUUUCCACACCCGCAGGAACGCCCUGCGCGUGGCCGAGGUCUGGAUGGACGAGUACAAGUCCAACGUCUACCUGGCCUGGAACAUCCCAAUGGAGAACCAUGGGAUUGAUUACGGAGACGUGUCGCAGAGGGUCUCUCUGAGGAAGAGUCUGCAGUGCAAGAGCUUCCAGUGGUACCUCGACAACGUUUACCCAGAGAUGAGGCGCUACAACAACACGGUGUUCUACGGCGAGAUCCGAAACUCUAAAGUAAGCCACCUGUGCAUGGACCAGGGCAUGAAGGAGAACCACACAGCCACCCUGCACCCCUGCCACGGGUGGGGGCCCCAGCUGGGCCGCUACACCCGGGAGGGCCAGCUGUUCCUGGGCCCCCUGGGGAGCACGGGCGAGGACACCCGCUGCGUGGUGGACGACCAGGCCGGCAGCUUCCCGCAGCUCCUCAACUGCGACAAGGUGGCCAACGUCAAGCAGAAGACCUGGAACUUCUCCCAGAACGAGGCGCUGGUGAACCGGGCCACGGGCCGCUGCCUGGAGGUGGUGCCGGCCAACGUGUACUUCGGCCACCUGCUGGUCCUGCAGCCCUGCUCGGGCCAGAGGUGGACCAUCAGGAACGCCAUGAGGCCGUAGCCGGGCCUCUGAUUGGCCGAGGGACGAGGCGGAGUUCCCCCAAUCUCGGCAGAGACUCGGAGCCACGAGGUGCCGGGAGGAGGCCGGGUCCGGAACGGGUUUCCGACUAAAGGCACAUCCCCCAAAAAAAGUCUAAUUUCGCAUGAGGACCGCGGCUCUCUGGGGGUUUGCAAACUUUAGAUGUGGUGUCGUCAUAAUUCCUGUGUGUGCUUCUUCUCUGCCGUGUUUUUUUUAUUUUUAUUUUCUAGGGUUAAGAAAAGAGAGAUUCAGCCAACCAAAACUGACUUAGGGGGGGGUAUUUCAUCCUCAAUGUCUCUGCUAUACCUCAUCUGUGUCAUGUAACGUCUAAGGUGUGAAUACAGUAAGAUCUCACAUCAGAGAUAUGGGCUGAUGUGGAGUUAGAAUCAUAAUUUCAGCAUAAAAGGUUCAUAAAAGGCAUGAAUCCAACACAAAUGCCCACAGAAGGCUUUUCUUUUUUUUUUUUCCUGAGUCGUCAGAAUGAUAGAUACUGUAAAUAGUUAUAGGUUGAAAAAGGCAUGGACCAUGAAUAUCGGUGUAUUCAAAUCUAUUUUUUUGCAGUUUAAAAACAAAAAAAAAGAAGCCAGGAGGGUGUUUGUCUACAGGAUGUCUGGGUUUUGUUCCUCUUGUAGCAUGACUGUAAGCACAUUGGGGACAGAGUUCGGUCCGGUUCGGUCAGUCCUUUUAGGCCGCCGGGCGCCAUGACGACGGCGGCCCGCCAAAACCAAUGAAGCACUUUUCAGGACAACAGACCCGAUUUGGGAAUUGGAAAAAACCGGCACGAGCGGCCGGACGGCUGCCAUGGCGACGGGCCUCGGGGGCCGGAAGCAUCGAAAAAAAACCGACGUGUGUAUGAUGUCAUGUGUUUUGAUUCAGUGUUACCGGUUGAGUUUUUUCUUGCUCCUGGGAUUGUCUUCCAAAUAAAACAACUUGUUUCCGGGUUGUGAAUUGCAACCGGUUUGGAUCAGUUUUGAAGCUUUUCUUGAAAGACCACUACUCUGUUACUUUUCUGACAGGUAAAGGACUACAUUUCCAGCUCGUGGACUUAAAAAUACUCAUCCUGUGAGCUCUCACUAUUUCCUCCGUCUAAAGCUGGAAUAAAUGCAUGAGAUGUAAAUGCGCCGGGAGGAGCCUGGAGGGAACACAAGGCCCUGCUUCUUGCAGAGAGCUGCUCGGCUCAGUUUUUGCAUGUUAACACCACCCAGUGAAUGCUGAUCAGAGACCCAGAGACGCCCCUGCUCAUCGUCUGCCGGUUCAAAUCCUGCCAAACGCUCCUCGACCGUUAUUACAACAGUAUUCAAUUCAAUUUUAUUUCUAUAGCGCCACAUCACAACAGCAGGUAUCUCCCGGCUUUCCAAAC
This is a messenger RNA of Menidia menidia (Atlantic silverside), 2992 nucleotides long. The record is from the annotation of a GenBank genome assembly. NCBI's taxonomy places the organism in Eukaryota, Metazoa, Chordata, Actinopteri, Atheriniformes, Atherinopsidae.